This is a messenger RNA of Protopterus annectens (West African lungfish), 2200 nucleotides long. Its product is annotated as lysophosphatidic acid receptor 2-like. Lineage: Eukaryota; Metazoa; Chordata; Ceratodontiformes; Protopteridae. Gene Ontology annotation, molecular function: lysophosphatidic acid receptor activity. Gene Ontology annotation, biological process: G protein-coupled receptor signaling pathway. The record is from RefSeq and is a predicted model, not a curated record. The transcript has 4 exons. Gene Ontology annotation, cellular component: membrane. Bases 211 to 1278 code for a protein of 355 amino acids.
GCCGGGUUUCUGUGUGUUCUGUGCGAAGGGUGGCAGAGGCUUUAGUGAGAGGUGUUGCAGGGUCAGUGAGGAGUCCGCAGGAGGUGAGGGUUACUAGCCAUUGUGGAAGUGAGGUCUUCAAAACAUCGGUGCCUCUUUGAUCUUUUGUGGGAUUUGUUUAGACCAAAAGAAAGAAACCAGAAAUUCUUGACGUAACCCCUGGUAACAGAAAUGUCAUAUCCGAAGACAACACUAACUCCAAAAGAAGUGGAGAAGUGCUACUACAAUGCGACAAUAGCCUUUUUCUAUAACAACAGUAAAAAAGAACUUGCAACUGCAUGGACACCAUACUCUAUACUGGUGGUGACCCUUGGACUGAUGGUUUCUGUGAUUGUGAUUGUUGCCAACGUACUAGUCCUCAUUGCCAUCUUCAAGAACCGUCGCUUUCAUUUUCCUAUCUACUACCUUUUAGGGAACCUGGCAGCUGCAGACAUAUUUGCCGGAAUCUCUUACAUGUACCUUAUGUUUCACACAGGGCCCCGAACAAACGAGCUGACAGUUCCCACUUGGCUUUUGCGCCAAGGUCUUAUUGAUACCAGUUUGACAGCAUCUGUGGCCAAUUUGCUGGCAAUUGCAGCCGAGAGGCACCAGACGAUUUUUACGAUGCAGCUGCACAGCAAGAUGAGCAACCGUCGCGUGUUCAUCCUGAUAACAUGCAUCUGGCUCUCAUCAAUUCUUAUGGGUUCUAUCCCCAGUAUGGGGUGGCACUGUAUAUGCAGCAUCAAAACAUGCUCCCGGAUGGCUCCCCUAUACAGUAGGAGUUACCUCAUUUCUUGGGCCGUACUGAACUUAACCAUAUUUCUGAUCAUGGUUAUCUUUUAUGGACGAAUUUUCAUUUAUGUGCAGAAGAAGACGACAAGGAUGUCUCAGCACACGACAUACCAGCCUAAGUACAAGGAUACUAUGGUUAACCUAAUGAAGACUGUUGUCAUCAUUCUAAGUGCUUUUGUGAUCUGUUGGACACCAGGCCUCAUUAUACUUCUGCUGGACGGAGUUGGCUGUAUAACCUGUAACGUGCUUGAUGUGGAGAAAUUCUUCUUACUGCUGGCUGAAAUAAAUUCAGUGGUCAAUCCUAUUGUGUACUCCUACCGGGAUACAGAGAUGAGAAACACAUUCCGACAGAUCAUCUGCUUCUGGGAGCAGACAUCCAAGUACGGCAAGUCAGUCAAGUCCAACACCACUGUUCACAGGAGAAUAUUGUCAGAAAAUGGUCAUGCUGCUGCAGACUCAACGCUGUAGUCUGAUAUCAAAUGUCCUGCUGCUUGCAGACUCGGUGCCUCAGACUCGAUGCUGUAGUCUGAUAUCAGAUGUCCUUCUGCCACAGACUCGACUCUGUAGUCUGAUGUCAGAUGUGACUUAUAAUCAGAGUACCAAACUGAAAACAUCAGCACAGAUUCGAGAGAGGCUAGCGAAGAAUAUGAUUCGCUUGGCUUUUAUGCUUCAUCUAAGGAAACCUGUAAAGUACUCUAAAGUUUUUGUUUUGCACAAAAUGUGGAUGUUUUCUUCAAAGUCUUAAUGUUGUCACAGCACUCCAGAGUGCAAAAUUGAAAAAUGAAAUCUGCUUGUAUUGUUUUGUGUUGUGCAGCCAUGUUGUGCACUGAUUACCCAGGUACACAAGAGCAAACCUACCAAAAGCUUUUAUGUGAACCCGAAGCUGUUGUGGGACUAGACAAAUCUAACAUAGUUACCAUACUAUGGCUAAGUUACAAAAGGUUUGCUCAGCUUGGCACAUGAGUUGAGUGCUACUGGAAUUUUCCUUGCAGUAUUAUUUUAGCUUGAAAUAUGAUGGUGUGGUACUAGACAGUAACAGCACUGUAUGCUUGCAAAGUUGAAAAAGAAGACCAAAAGCAAAUAUGAUGUGCAUUCAGACCACAGCUAUUUUACGGAUUUUAAACAUUUCAAGCACUUUUGAUGUAACACUAAGACAGUCGAUGUGGCCAUUUAGUUUUGGUUUUAUUCUGCUACAUUUAAUCACCAAAUGUAUAAAUAUGUAAAAAAUACUAUUUUUUUUAUAAAGCAUGGACUUUGUUUAGCUAUUACAUUUCAAAAUAUACUUUGCAUGUUCUUCACCUAUAUAAAAACUUUGUAUAUAGUGUGUACAAUUCAAUCAUUAUGAUCCUGUUCAUUCCAGAUUUGGAAUACAAUAUGCAUUCAACCACUA